Torulaspora globosa is the source of this 2043-nucleotide messenger RNA. RefSeq names its product histone deacetylase (gene HOS3). Gene Ontology annotation, molecular function: histone deacetylase activity. The coding region runs from base 1 to 2043 and encodes 680 amino acids. The transcript has a single exon. The record is from RefSeq and is a predicted model, not a curated record. Gene Ontology annotation, cellular component: nucleus. NCBI's taxonomy places the organism in Eukaryota, Fungi, Ascomycota, Saccharomycetes, Saccharomycetales, Saccharomycetaceae.
AUGUCGGAUCAGGAUCCGUUACACAAGUUCUACAAGCAAUUCCAGGUGUUUGUGCAAAACAAUCCAAAUGUGAUUUCGGCAGCUAGGGCGGCUUCUCAAAUUCCAGAGUCCGCCAAGGCUAUUAUUGUGCUCUCGCCAUACUCUCUGGAGCAUGCCUUUCCCAGGGACUGGGUCAGUAAGUCGUACCGCAAAACGAUUGUGGAGAGACCAGAGAGGUUGCUGGCUGGCUCUAUGGGGAUCUCAGCGGCUGUGACGAUGUACCCAGCACUGUUCACACUUAAAUCUUCACACCAGCGUAAGGGCUCUUUGCUUUCGCCUCAUGUGCUAAAGGUUCAUGGCCACGAUUGGCCUCCAAGGCUGCUGAGAUUAUGCAAACAUGCAGACGAGAAACUAGCUAAAGGAGAAAUUGAGGUGCCAGAUACGUGGAAUGCCGGCGAUAUCUAUCUGAGUUCGAAGACGAUUGAAGCGCUUCAGGGCUCUCUCGGAGCUUUAGAGAUAGGUGUAGACUCGAUAUUCAAGGGACCAUCGCCAGAACAUGUAAGCAACAGAGCGUUUGUGGUAAUACGGCCUCCAGGCCACCAUUGCGGUGUUGCCACUCCCUCUGGAUUCUGUCUGCUGAACAACGCUCACGUUUCGAUCGAGUAUGCUCAUGAUGUCUACGGUGUGACGCAUGCAGUAGUGCUAGACUUUGAUUUGCACCAUGGAGAUGGUACGCAAGAUAUCUGUUGGAAACGAGCGGGAUUCAGACCUGAUGAAGAAGACGAAAACUCCCCGGGGUAUGAUGAGUUCGGUAAGAAGUUUGCGGAGUUCCCCAAAGUCGGAUACUUCUCGAUGCACGACAUCAAUUCUUUCCCAACAGAAUCUGCAUACGCUACAAAGGAUAAUAUCAAGAAUGCUUCGACAUGUCUGUUAAAUGCCCACGAUAUUAACAUAUGGAACGUGCACCUUUCUACCUGGGAGACAGAGGAGGACUUUAACAAGCUAUAUCAAUCGAAAUACAGAACGCUUUUUGCCAAAGCUGACGAAUUCUUCAAAAACGCUAAGCUCGAGAUGAGCAAAUCGGGUCGCAACUUCAAAGGCCUUGUAGUAAUCAGUGCAGGAUUUGAUGCCUCCGAGUUCGAACAAGUGAGCAUGCAAAGACACGGUGUCAAUGUGCCCACGCAUUUCUACACGAUGUUUACGAAAGACGCUUUAAAGCUGGCGCAAAUGCAUACAGAAGGCAAAGUCCUGUCGCUGCUGGAAGGUGGCUACUCUGACAAAGCCAUAGCUUCGGGUGUCUUUGCCCAUCUGAUUGGACUCCAAAACCAAAACUGGAUCAAAGAAUGGGGCUCCGAACAAGUGGUCAAGGAGAUAGUUCGCGGCUGCAAGCCAACGUGGAAACCGUAUAAGAAGAAAAAGAGCCGAGACGUGAUUAGAAUAUGGGCCGAGGAGGUCAUUGAACUGGGAAGAGCCAUGAUCCCCGAGUUCGAGUUCCUAUUUGUAGAAGCAACCGCGAACGGCGUGCAUCUCGACGGCAAGGCACCGGAAUCCGCCGUAACCCAGAGGCUGACCAGAUCCCGAGCGCAGCAGACGAUGCAAGAAGAACCACCCGCAAAGCCCUCGACUCCGGAGAAGGAGCUCAUUUUAAGGCGCAUCGUGAACAGCAAGGCCGCAGAGGCAGUGCCACCAGUACCGUUUGUCCAACAGGAGAUCCCCAGCGAUGACGACAAGGAAGACGAAGAUUACGUCUACGACGAGGAACUAAACAAGACUUUCAACCGCACUGUCGAAGACAUUACCAUCGACGACAUAUCCCGCCACCUGGAGACGCUUGAGAUCAUCGAGGCCCGCGACACCGGUACCGCGAAGCCCGAGCCCUCACGCAAAUCCCAGGACCCGCGUACCGCAACUUCCAAGUACAAAAUCCCAUCCAGCACCACCACGCAGCACCUGAGGUCGAACCGCUACUCCAACGUCCUCGACUACGACGACAGCGACAUCUCGAUGGUAUCGCAUAUUUCUACAGCCAAGAAGCAUUCCACCAGAAGUGGCCGCAAAUGGUAA